AUGUCACAACAACGCGACCCAAUCACAUGUCACAUUCUCGAUACAACAGUAGGUCUCCCAGCACGCAACGUCAUUGUUCAAAUACAUCGCGUUCGCGAAGUUGAAGACAUGUCCAACACCGACACUCCCGACUCAACUAAAUCAACUAAAUCAGCUAAAUCAACUGCUGUCGAUUAUCAAGUAGACCCCCCAUUCGCAAGAGCUAAAACUAAUGAUGAUGGCCGUGUCGUCAACUGGGUAUUUGACCCCAGUUUGCAACGUGAUCAAGAUGCAAGUUUCGCUACGACUGGGGUGCGUGAUGGGAAAUGGGUCAAGUUGGUGCCUGGAUUGUACAAGAUCAAGUUUUUGACAGGAAAGUAUUUCAAGGACUUAGCUAUUGGUGGUGGUGGUGGUGGUGGUGUUACCGCCAGUGCCGGGAGGACGUUUUUCCCUGUUGUUGAAGUUGUUUUUGAAGUUGAUGACUUGCUGCAUUACCAUAUCCCGUUGUUAUUGAGCAACUACUCGUAUAGUACGUAUAGAGGUAGCUAG
Lodderomyces theae is the source of this 528-nucleotide messenger RNA. RefSeq lists its product as uncharacterized. The coding region runs from base 1 to 528 and encodes 175 amino acids. The record is from RefSeq and is a predicted model, not a curated record. The transcript has a single exon. Gene Ontology annotation, biological process: purine nucleobase metabolic process. Lineage: Eukaryota; Fungi; Ascomycota; Pichiomycetes; Serinales; Debaryomycetaceae.